AUGAAACUCUGGAGCUUGUAUUUGUCAAUUUAUUCCGUGUAUACUCAAUAUCAGGCACUUGCACUAAUCAACAAUGCCAUAGGCGAAGAAUAUCAAGACUCUGAAUGUAUUGCUGGUCUUAGUAUGCCUGAAGCAACUGCCCUAGAACAUUUUAAUGGUAUUUUUGGAGAGUUUAUCAUGGUCGACAACGAAGAAAAGGUUCAAAACGCAUCCAUUUUCGGUCCUAUUGCUGCAAGUUAUAUACAGUCCAACGGCUACAGCUAUAACACCAAUGGAUACAAGAGCAGCAAUACGGCAGAAUGCCCAGAUUAUAACCAUCCUUCCGUCCCUCAUUUGGGCUUACUAUCAUAUAGUGCCAAUGUGAGAGAGGCGAAUAUCGCAGGUGCUGUUUGGACAAAAUAUGGUGCCGUGCAUCGUACGCUCGAUAACGCAAGAGAUAGGGUUAGGACUGAAUGUCCUGAAUGUGCGCAUCCAAUUCCGAUGAAUGGAGAAACUUGGGAGGAGCUGUGGUCAUUUGCGCCAGAUGCACUAAGAAACAUCUCUCGUACUUUGGCUGCUUUGGAGCCAGAUACUGUCAUAAGAGCGUUCGACAAAGGUUAUACGCCAAUGAAAAAGAAAAGCACUCUUGAAGGUGUUCGUGUCUUGAAAUUUCCAGCUUGUUCAGAUCGAAAAUGCGAAAUAGUUAGCAAACAAGAAUCAACUGUAGGCAUUCUGAAAGGCGAUGAAAGUUUGGCUACCAAAUACUUUACAGCAGCAGACACUCAAGGGAAGGACACUGUCGUCUUCAACAUACCAGUCUAUGUAGGCGGGAAAUACACAAUUUCCACAUUGGAUGUGAAUAAAGACAUAUCACCUUGCCAAGCUAUUUUCAAUUUCUAUCCUGUCAACCAGAUAGGAGAGUUCGUAAACAGUCCAAAUGCUACUUUCACUUUGAUUCGAUCACCUGAUGUUACUAUUGCUGGUACUAUUCUUGCACCUCAAGCCAACAUUGUUGACUCACACAAAGGAUAUUUUGGCGGCCAAUUGCUCACAUUGCAAAGGUAUGAAGGUCAAGGUGCCAAUAUUUUGAAUUUCCACUCAGCUUCCACUGGAGCUUGUGCUUCUCGUUCAUUAUGCUUGUUUAAAAGGCAUGCUCCCUUUUCUCCGCCGAAUAUGCAAGCACAAAUGCCAGCAGUACCGAAAAUAGGCACACGAGGUAAAUAUGACACUCUUGAUGGUUUGAGUACAUACUCCUUGGAUAAUUCGAAUAUACAUACUGUGACUGAAAAAUUGGAACCAUCCUCUUCCAAUCUUGAUACGGACGAAGUAUAUAAUGUAAACAAGGAUAACAACGACAAAGGCUAUCAGAAAGGAAGAAUAAACACUAUAAUAUUCAAUAGACAUUUAAAAGUUUUCCCAACGAACAUGGUGAUACGCCCUACAGAUCUAUAA
Mycotypha africana is the source of this 1431-nucleotide messenger RNA. RefSeq lists its product as uncharacterized. The transcript has 4 exons. The record is from RefSeq and is a predicted model, not a curated record. NCBI's taxonomy places the organism in Eukaryota, Fungi, Mucoromycota, Mucoromycetes, Mucorales, Mycotyphaceae. The coding region runs from base 1 to 1431 and encodes 476 amino acids.